CCCCUGAACCGUCGCACCUUCGGUCCUUUUGAUCUCGACAAUGUCUUCGUACUACGAACCUCAGGGCUGGCAAGCACCCGCUGCGCGCCAGGCCUCUUGGGAGCAGCCGGCGCCUCCCUCCCGGUCAGGAUCGAGUUCGGUCUCCCAGCGCGAGGAUAUCCCGGCCUUUUCCUCUCAAUUUGACGAGGUCGAUCGUGCGAUCGACAAUCUCGUCAAGAGCGGGAAGCUGUGGAAUGCUCCUCGGCGGGAUUCGAUGCCCAUGAUGAUGGGCCGGCCCUACCCCGACUACGACCCUCGUAUGGGUGGUGGCCCUCAGCGACACCAUUCGAUCAGCGAGUUCGAUGGCAAUCGCGUCCCCCCGUCUGGCAAUGCCCAGGGUUUCUAUGCCUCCCAGCGGUACCAGGGUCGUCCCAACGAGGUGGAACAGAUGAUGCAGGCGAAGCGUCGGAUGGCAGCACAGCGUGAGAGGGAACUCCGCAACUAUCACCAGGAGCAACAGUACAACCGAAGCCUCCUCGCCGAGAUGUCUGCAUCCAAAUCCGACCGCUCCACCAGCCCAGCUGCCGUGAGCGAGGACAGUCGUCGCGAACUCCUCGCCCGCCAGCACCGCGCCCUGUACGGCAACGAAAGCCCAGCCUUCUUCCCGCCCGGUGCCUUCUCCGAUGAUAACCCACGCCCAGAUAGCCAAGCCGGCGGCGGCACCCCGUCGUCCGCCGUCCGUGGAUCCUCCCCGCGAGGCAUGGACCCAUUCGGUCUGACACAGGCCGGCACCACUAGCGCCGAUGCCACCACGGGUCUGCAGUCGCCCUCGCGCGCCAACAGCACCUCCUCGCCUAGCUCCGCCAUCAACGCCAGCUUCGGCGCCGAGCAGCCCGUAACCUCGACCUCGUCGCCCGUCGCCGACUCGCCCUCAUCCCGCCAGGCCCCUUCCAAGCCCGUCGCUGGUCCUAUCGGCUCCGUCGGUCCCAUCGGUUCCCGUCCUGCCCCCGGCCAGACAUCUGCGCCCCCUGCCAACCAGGCGUUGAACAAGCGCUCCAUCACCCCUCUCCCCUCCCCGCUCGGGCUCGGCUUCACUCCCGCCGACCCCACUGCUGGCCCUGCCACCGAGCGCACCUCCUCGGCCGGCCCUAGCCCAGCUAUGACCUCUGCAGCUGGUGCCCCUGGCGCCAAGGACCAGGCUGGCGGUGUUAGCCUCGGCUGGAGCAACGGCAGUGGCGUCUGGAGCUCCAAGAGCGGGCUCGGCGUGCAAGCUUCUGUUUGGGGAUAG
Messenger RNA from Penicillium samsonianum, 1267 nucleotides. RefSeq lists its product as uncharacterized. The transcript is spliced from 5 exons. The record is from RefSeq and is a predicted model, not a curated record. Lineage: Eukaryota; Fungi; Ascomycota; Eurotiomycetes; Eurotiales; Aspergillaceae. The coding region runs from base 41 to 1267 and encodes 408 amino acids.